AUGCAAAUUGAUUCCAUGCAUUUUAUUGCUGAACCAGCAAAUCAUAAUAAUAAACCCUCACAAUGCUACAAGUGUUUUAAAUACGGUCAUAUAGCCAAAUACUGCAAAGCUGAUAGUCAAAUAUGUUCCAAAUGUGGAGAGGCGAAUCAUACAUAUGAUGUUUGUCAUAACAGUAGUCAACAUCCUAUAUGCUGUAACUGCAAAGGUCAGCAUGUAGCAACGUCUCCUGACUGUCCAAAAUAUAAAGAACAUCAACAAAAGUUACAGAAAACAAUCGAGCAAUAUUCAUCAUCAACAAAACCGACAAACCAAACCCAACCUGGCUAUAAUUGGAAUAGUAAUGAAGAUUUUCCUAUUUUGAAAACUACCGAUAGAAUUGAAGAAACACGAAUUAUUGAAUUACUUACUGAAAAAAUUAUGUCAAUUGUUGAACAAGCAACACAAAGGAUUUUUCAAACUCUCAAUCAAAGAUUUGAAAUACUAACGAAUAGAAUCAACAAGAAAUUCAAUAUGGAGAUCGAAGAAAUUAUCACUGAAGAAGAAUAUAAUCAACAAGAAAACAAAACCAAUAAAAAGCAAAUAAACAACCAAUAUCAAGAAUUAAAGCAAUUAACCAAAGAAAAUCAAGAUGAAAAUGCUGAGUCUACCACAACCCCAUCUAAUGGAAUCAAAAGAAAAUACAUCUCACCAACUAAUUUUUCAGAAAAGCAAGCAAAUACAACAAAAGAUUGUAGAAAUAAAUAUGACAGUGAUAUCGAUGAUUUUAUCAACCAAAGAAUUGAUUAA
Molecule: messenger RNA, 786 nt
Organism: Rotaria socialis
Lineage: Eukaryota; Metazoa; Rotifera; Eurotatoria; Philodinida; Philodinidae
Source: the annotation of a GenBank genome assembly